AUUUACGUUGAAAACUUAUUAUUAAUUUCUAUACAUUUUCUAAGUGUUUGAGAAAAUUAUGUGGGUAAAUCAUGGAAUAUUAACGGAAUCAGUGAAAAAUUUAACCUCUAUACACAAUUAACUGCCUGUUGCUUUGUACGAGGUUCCGGUAGUUUGAAGAAAUGUGCACGAACAAUGAAGAGUGCUUAGCUGAGAGACUGCGAAGGGAAAACUAUGAACAGUUCAAUAUCCUAGUUCGGAUGCAUUUAUCAUUUGUUCUGGACUUAAAUACAGAUGAGAACGAUGCUUUGGUGGAUAAAACAAAAUUGAAGAAAUGGAGUGUGCUGCCAUUUCGAAAAUCAAAAAGUCGGGGGGUUAUGGAUGGUGCACCACUGACUCAAGAAGGGAUCUGUCAAGUUUAUCAGUUAAUUGAGUUUUUAAAGAAAGAACCAAAUAUUUGCAAGGAGGGUGUAUUUAGGAGGACGGGAUCUUUGAACAGGCAACAUGAUCUCCGGAGUUUACUUAAUCAAGGAACAACCCUUUGCUUGGAAGGUGGUCCUUAUAGUGUGCAUGACUGUGCUUCAGUGCUGAAAGGUUUUUUGGCAGAGCUUCCUGAACCUCUGUUAACUGAAGCUCAUUACCCAGCUUACUGUCAGAUUGCAGAAACGUCAGUAGAAAACGAGGAGCGCUUAACUGGAUCUCUGCAAUUACUGUUCUUGCUGCUACCUACAGAGAAUCGGGUAUUAUUAAAAGAUGUCUUGGAUCUGCUGCAUCUUACUGCUUCGUAUGAAGGGCACAAUAAAAUGUCGGCAGAUAGUUUAGCCACCCUCUUCACGCCGCACCUGUUGUGCCCCAGGAAGCUUUCACCUGAGAAUCUCCACCUAAACUCGCAGACUCUCUCGGUGAUCGUGUCAUACAUGAUCAGAAACUGCAAAGAAUUAUUUAAUAUACCGCCGAAGCUUUCGGUCGAUAUUAAAGCGUAUUUGCAGGAUCGCGAUCGCAAGAAGAUUUUGUCGCCGGAGAAGUGUGUUAACGAGUCUGUGACCGACAACUUUGCGAGCACGGUCUUUAGUUUUGUUGAUCAUGAGAGGACAGCCAAGGAGAACCAAUCGAAUCCUACGGAAACGGCACUGGCGCAGCUCUACGCCCACAUACAGUGUCUACCCGAAUCGGCACAGAAGAAGAAACUGGUCAAGCAGUUCAACAAAUGCAAUGGGAAUGGUACACCGGUCGUACUGAGAAGUAAUCUCCCGAAGAGCCGCAGCCUCGGUGAUUCCAUCAAAAAGCACAUAUUCCAGAAAAGGCUGAUAAAAAGCGUGAAGAAGUCGCAGCUUGUACGUCAGCAUUCGUCCAGUGAAGAAUUAUUAAAUAGUCCAAGGAGCACAAGUCAAAGCAGUAUAAUUCGAAGUCGUCUCUUUUGUGGCAACUGCGACAGUUCCAGCGAGAACGACGAAACGGCAGCUAAGAAGCUACGUAAAUCUACUGAAAACCUUGUACAAUCGGAAAAUGAAGCCACCAGCGAUGAAGAUGCAAUGAAGAGGAGCGUUUCGGAGCCUGACUUGAGCUCCGAUGAUGUAAUGGGCGUCUACAACACCUAUCUGACGAGUACUCCAGCUUGCGUGCCAAGAGCUCCGACCACAAUGCCUAAUGCAGAAUUGCUGGUAUUCACACCGGAUGAUCAAGACCGCAAAUCCAUGUCUCCAAUUACAAGAUCCACCCAAAGAAUGUCUCGAGCGAUGCAGGAAACGAUGAUGACUCCGAGGAGCCGCAAACCUGUACUCCUCAUGUCCGGUACGAACAUAAACAACUUGGCGAGCGAGAAGCAGCAGGGCUUCUCCCAAAUGGAACACGUGAGUGAGGCGGAAGUCGAAGACGAGGAUGCGUCGUUGACAAGCGACUUCCGGGAAUACCUGCACAGCAGGAGCCUUCUCACCGCCUCCCCAACGGAUCUGAGCUUCUCCAGCCGCACAGACGACUACAGUUCGACGAACAUCAAAGAUCUGAGCAGCAGCAAAAUGAGCGCGUCCUUGCUGUGCUGCAUGGAUGGAAACGUGCCCGGAAGCUCGGAGGACAAAGAAAACGUUUAUUUGGACGAAAAGGAACCCGUGCUCAAGCCAAAACAGUUCGACGAGAACGGUCUGCCCACAGUUUACGAGACGUCGUUCUAAGAACUGCCUAUUUAUGAAACUCUGUUGCUGUACAGUAUUUUUAAACGCGCAAAAUCUGUCGCGUAUUGCUCUAAUUAAUCGUAAAUUAUUACUUUUUUUUAAUGUUUGAAUAUAAAUAUAUAUAUAUAUUUGCUA
Molecule: messenger RNA, 2282 nt
Organism: Nicrophorus vespilloides
Lineage: Eukaryota; Metazoa; Arthropoda; Insecta; Coleoptera; Silphidae
Gene: RhoGAP54D
Product: rho GTPase-activating protein 19
Exons: 6
Coding region: 162-2147 (661 amino acids)
Biological process (GO): regulation of small GTPase mediated signal transduction; signal transduction
Cellular component (GO): cytoplasm
Molecular function (GO): GTPase activator activity
Source: RefSeq, a predicted model, not a curated record